AUGCUCCGAGAGCGGGUCCCGUUCGAUUUCGGCCAGGCCGCAGCCUUCGAGGAAACCACGAAGUAUGGAAGGAAGGAAGGAGGCGAGACCCGCCGCGACGGAGUCGUAGUUUUCAUGGUCAGGGUGCUGGUAAAAUUGCCCGUGAGCAACACAAGCGAAUCUAUUGGGAGACUUGAAGUGGCAUAUCCUUUCCGGUUUCCCCCCACCCCACUAUCGAUCCAAGGCAGUACCUGUUAG
Molecule: messenger RNA, 237 nt
Organism: Marchantia polymorpha subsp. ruderalis
Lineage: Eukaryota; Viridiplantae; Streptophyta; Marchantiopsida; Marchantiales; Marchantiaceae
Source: the annotation of a GenBank genome assembly